UCCUCCCCAGGUUGUUGUUUGCUCUUCUCCCUGUCUCGCCUUCUCUCCAGCCUCCAUUCAACGGGCUCCAUCCCCUUCUCUCUGGAGCCCUCUAUCCUUUAUUCUUCCUUAGAUAUCAUUAUUCAUAUAGUGCCUUGUUUCGCUCACCAUGCGCAUUGACUCCGCGGCGCUACAUCUGGUCCCAGUCCUCCUGGGCCAGGUCGGUGCUUUACAAUUACCCUUGGUCCAAGACUCCAAUUCACAGUGGCAGAAACCAAAUGCAGGUGAUAAACCCCUAAUUAGCUCUCCGUUGCUUCAAGAGCAGGUCAAGGCGGAGAAUCUGUUGGACAGGGCCCGGCAGCUUUACAAGAUUGCGGAGCUGGGAGAAGACGAGUAUAACCACCCCACUCGCGUCAUUGGCAGUAAAGGUCACCUUGGCACGCUCGACUACAUAUACUCCACCCUUACCGACCUCGGUGAUUAUUAUACUGUCGUCAAUCAGUCCUUCCCUGCCGUAAGCGGUAAUGUCUUCGAGUCUCGCCUUGUCCUUGGUCACGAUGUUCCCAAGUCAGCUACACCAAUGGGUCUCACUCCUCCAACGAGGAAUAAGGAGCCGGUAUAUGGCUCUCUGGUUGCUGUAUCCAACCUCGGGUGUGAGGCCUCGGACUACCCGUCCAACUUGAAAGGCGCCGUUGCAUUUAUCAGUCGGGGAAGCUGUCCGUUCGGGACCAAGUCUCAAUUAGCUGGUAAAGCGGGAGCUGUUGCUGCCGUCAUCUACAACAACGAGCGGGGUGACCUAAGCGGAACUCUAGGAAACCCAACCCCCGAUCAUGUUGCUACCUUUGGUAUCUCAGACGAGGAUGCUGCCCCAGUCCUGGAGAAGUUGAAUAAAGGCGAGAAGGUGGACGCUAUCGCCUACGUUGAUGCCAUAGUAGAGACCAUCCACACCACCAAUAUCAUCGCGCAGACCACGGAUGGUGACCCGAACAAUUGUGUAAUGCUGGGUGGCCACAGUGACAGCGUGGCCGAGGGCCCGGGUAUCAAUGACGACGGGUCUGGUACUCUGACCCUUUUGGAGCUUGCCACAUUGCUCACCCAGUUCCGUGUCAACAACUGCGUGCGAUUUGCUUGGUGGGCCGCCGAGGAGGAAGGCCUUCUCGGAUCUGACUAUUACGUGUCCGUUCUCACCCCGGAAGAGAACCGCAAGAUCCGCUUGUUCAUGGACUACGACAUGCUCGGCUCGCCCAACUUUGCGUACCAAGUUUACAAUGCCACUAAUGCUGUGAACCCCGAGGGAUCUGAGGAGCUUCGUGAUCUGUACACCGACUUUUACGAAGAUCAUGGGUUCAACUACACGUACAUUCCGUUUGACGGACGCAGCGACUAUGAUGCCUUCAUUCGGCAUGGUAUUCCGGGUGGUGGCAUUGCCACGGGAGCAGAGGGUAUCAAGACUGUCGAGGAAGCGGACAUGUUUGGUGGGGUUGCUGGCCAAUGGUAUGACCCGUGUUACCAUCAGAUCUGCGAUACGGUGGCCAAUGUGAACUUGACUGCGUGGGAGUGGAACACCAAGCUCGUUGCCCACUCCAUUGCGACUUACGCCAAGUCCUUUGACGGAUUCCCGGAACGGUCCGAUGAACCCAUCAGCCCUGCUGCUUUUGAGGAACCGAAGUACCAUGGCCACGCGUUGCAAUUGUAAGAUCCGUGUGCCCCAAAGCUUGGUAGUGGGGCAAAUAUCUGUAGCAGAGACCAAGUCCUUUCUCGAACCUGAGCCCCACUUGGUCUUUCCAUCUUUUGAGUUGAACAAGUAGACCGUUACUCGUCAUGUAGACGAAGACCUGGCAGAACCGUUGUAUUUUGUAGACAUUUAUGGGGGAAUUGUCUGUUAUGAAUUCAUGUGCUUGUGGGAUAUGGUUAGGUAUUUCUCGCAAAUGACCUCGGCUUCCUCUAUCAUUUCCCGCCUCGCACCCUCAUACCGAUUUCCGUUAACUUAAUAUCAUCUGUAGUCUUCGCGGUAAUACUACAGGGACCCAGGGUGUCCUGUGGGGAGCCCAAAUCCAGAAUGGAACAGCUGCAUCGGUGCUUAAUCUAUUGUCCAUACAACGCAGAGGCACUUUCAGUCUAAGCUAAAAGGAGGCAUUAUUCAGAGAUAGAGUGAGUGUCAAUAUGCCGUUGAUUCAUGCGAG
Molecule: messenger RNA, 2162 nt
Organism: Aspergillus welwitschiae
Lineage: Eukaryota; Fungi; Ascomycota; Eurotiomycetes; Eurotiales; Aspergillaceae
Exons: 3
Coding region: 149-1675 (508 amino acids)
Biological process (GO): proteolysis
Molecular function (GO): metalloexopeptidase activity
Source: RefSeq, a predicted model, not a curated record